Gaeumannomyces tritici R3-111a-1 is the source of this 435-nucleotide messenger RNA. RefSeq lists its product as hypothetical. Lineage: Eukaryota; Fungi; Ascomycota; Sordariomycetes; Magnaporthales; Magnaporthaceae. The record is from RefSeq and is a predicted model, not a curated record. The coding region runs from base 1 to 435 and encodes 144 amino acids. The transcript is spliced from 3 exons.
AUGUUGCAAUCCCUCGUCAUCAACGACCCGCUAGGGCGCCCCUACAAUGACACUAAGGCGCUCUUCAGAGCCCUGCUUGCCGCGCUGAGCCUGGUGUCGGUGUUCCCCGGCUUCGAGGUCGUCGACUCUGGCACGACGCGGUACUACAAACUUAGUUCGCCGUGGGGGGCGGCGCGGCCUCGCGGGCCCGCUAGUGGCGCAGGCGACGCGGACCGAAUCGUGCUGCCUGCCCGCGAUGACUACCGGGUACCUAAGUGGAGGGGUACGUACGUGGCGGCAGCAUUCACACCACGGUCUGGAACUACUCGCUUUGCCGAGGACCUGGCCCACACGCCUUCUGGUGCUGGUGGCGUGUCCAGACCGAGGCCAACCUUGCAUCGCAUGAUGGCGAGUGCGGUUAAGCUUAAGGGCGUGUCGUUCGAUAUUGACGCCUAG